AUGGAGAAACAGCCCAAAAAAGGGCUAUUUGCUGGAAUAAAGCUGAAGAAGAAGAAAAAAGGAGACAAGGGGUUAACGAUUGCAAACAAAGGAGCCGUGGGUGAUCAGGAUGACACUGACAGCCUGAAUCAAGAGAUUCCUAUUGGUCAAGAAGGGGAAGACGGAGAAAUUACAUAUGAUGAUGCGGCCUCUACCAGUAGCUUUGGUGCCUCAGGGUCUUGGAAGAAGAGAGCAAAAGUGGUGUCGAAGAUCCAUGAAGGGGAGCCAAAAUCCCAGAGUUAUCAGAUUGCCAUAACCAUCAUUGAAGCUCGGCAGCUCGUGGGCGAAAACAUCGAUCCAGUGGUGAUUAUAGAGAUAGGGGAUGAAAAGAAGCAGACGACAGUCAAGGAGGGAACCAAUUCACCCUUCUACAAUGAAUAUUUUGUGUUUGACUUCCUUGGGCCUCAAGUACAUCUGUUUGACAAAAUCAUCAAAAUUUCUGUUAUGCAUAACAAGUUGAUAGGGAGUGUGUUGAUUGGCUCCUUUAAAGUAGAUUUGGGGACAGUUUACCUCCAACCAGGUCAUCAGUUUUGUGACAAGUGGGCCCUUCUCACAGACCCUGCUGAUAUUCGGACAGGAGCUAAGGGAUAUCUGAAGUGUGAUAUCAGCGUUGCAGGAAAAGGAGACACAAUACAAGCUGCCCAGAAAGCAAGCGAUGCGGAAGAGCAGAUUGAGAAGAACCUCUUGAUUCCCAAAGGAUUUCCAUCAGAAAGGCCUUGGGCCCGGUUUUAUGUGCGAAUCUACAAAGCUGAAGGGCUCCCCAAGAUGAACUCUAGCAUCAUGGCUAACGUCACCAAAGCGUUCAUGGGAGACAGCAAAGACCUCGUGGAUCCAUUUGUGGUGGUCACGUUUGCAGGCCAAAUGGGACGGACAACAGUGCAGAAGAACUGUGCUGACCCUGUGUGGCAUGAGCAGGUUAUCUUUAAGGAGAUGUUCCCACCACUGUGCCGAAGGGUCAAAAUCCAGGUGUGGGAUGAAGGGAGCAUGAACGAUGUGGCCUUAGCCACUCACUUCAUAGACCUGAAGAAAAUCUCAAAUGAACAGGAUGGUGAUAAAGGGUUCUUGCCUACCUUUGGGCCUGCUUGGAUCAAUCUCUAUGGCUCUCCCAGAAACCACAGCCUGAUGGACGAUCACCAGGAGCUCAAUGAAGGUUACGGGGAAGGUGUCUCUUUUAGGGGACGGCUCCUAAUUGAGCUCGCUGUAGAGAUCCUCUCCGGUGGAGCCCACGAGUCGAAGUUAUCAAAGAUCAUCAAGGAGUUAAAGCCAUCUUCCAAGGAGAAGGAUGCAAAAGGCUCUAAAGGGUCAGGGAAAGAUAAAGACAAAGGAGCAGAAGAUGGAAAAUCAUCCGCUGCAGAUAAAACAAACUCAACUGAUGUGGAAGUGGAGCCAUUUGAUGUGCCACCUGAGAUCCAUGAGGAAACAUUUGAAGACUUUCUUCUAUUUGGGGCAUUUUUCGAAGCAACAAUGAUUGACAGAAAGGUUGGAGAUAAACCGAUAAGCUUUGAAGUUUCUGUUGGGAAUUUUGGCAACGUGAUUGAUGGCGUGUCACCAGGAGCUGGAAGCAAGAAGAAGGCCCACGAAGGAGAAGAGGAAGAAAGUGCCCCAUUACUACAUGAAGGUUCGGGAGAAACUGCACAUGACAUUGCAAUGCCACUGGUAUCUACCACGCACCCUGAGAAACCACUGGUCACUGAAGGAAACAGAAACUACAACUAUUUGCCCUAUGAUGAGAAGAAGCCCUGUGUCUAUAUCAAGAGUUUUUGGGGUGGCCAGACCUUCCGGUUAUAUUUUUCGAAUACCCUUGAGAAAAUGGCGGAUCUGCUGGAAGAAGGUUUAGAACAAGUGAAAGAUCUGAUCAAGGUUUCUGAGCUUGCGUCUGAGGAGAAAAUGAGGUCCACUCUGAAUGAUUUUAUCAGCCAAAGCCGGACCUUCAUUGCUAAUGCCGAAAAGAAGGCCGAACUGAUGAAUCGGACAGCUUUGGACAAAAAGAGGCUUACGUUAUGUAAGCAAGAACUGGAAGCGAUGGCCAAGGAUGCCAAGGGGAUCAUGCAGCAGCAAAAGAAGAAGAUUCUCCUUGAUGAAAUGAUGCGCGAGACAGAGGGUUUCAUUGAAAAGAUUCGCUUUUUAGUUGACGAGAUAGCAAAUGAUGUGGGCCAGGGGACAGGACAAGACAUAUUCUCUGUUUCCAUGACUGCAUGGUAUGGAAAGGGGAAGUUGCCAGGAAAACGGCCCCCUGGCUGGAAUGUCCAUGGAAAAGUUGACGUUUAUCUGUGGCUCGGUUCCACGAAAUAUGCCCACGCUAUUUUGGACAACUUACCUUACGGAUACGAAACAGAAACACCUUCCGCAGCGAGUGCAGGACACCACGCCGCCCCUCCGCCUGUCAGUUUGGCCUACAAAAACAAGCUGUUUUUCCAGCUGAGAGCUCACAUGUAUCAGGCCAGGGGGCUUAUAGCAGCUGAUAACAGUGGACUUUCAGAUCCCUUUGCCAAAGUCACUUUUGUUUCGCACUGCCAGACCACAAAGAUCAUUCAACAGACUCUGUCUCCGACCUGGAACCAAAUGCUACUGUUUAAUAAUAUUAUGCUUCACGGAGAUGGGAAAGAAAUUGCCGAAUUUCCCCCAGUGGUCGUUGUAGAGCUAUACGAUGACGAUGCAGUGGGCAAAUCAGAAUAUAUCGGCUCCACCGUGGCCUCCCCUGUUGUGACACUGGCUGGGGAGAAAUAUGAACCACCGAAACUUUGUUAUCACCCAGUGUACUGCGGGAAUCUAUCUGGAGGAGAUCUCCUGGCUGCGUUCGAGCUGCUGCAGAUUCCUGACUCAGAUCCCGAAAAUCUGCCCCCUGUGGAUCCUCCAGAUGCCAGCCUGAUCUACCCAGUCCCAUCCAACAUCAGACCUGUUCUAAGCAAAUACCGAGUCGAGGUUCUGUUCUGGGGUCUUCGUGAGCUGAAGAAAGUGCAGCUGCUUUCUGUGGACCGUCCGCAAGUUCUCAUUGAGUGCGCAGCCAAAGGAGUGAAAUCGUGCGUCAUUCAGAGCUACAAAAACAAUCCAAAUUUUAACAUCCUGGCAGACUGGUUUGAAGUGGAACUGCCUGAAAACGAAUUGCUGCACCCACCGCUCAGCAUCUGCGUCGUGGACUGGAGGGCCUUCGGACGCAGCACCCUGGUUGGAACACACACCAUCAAUUGCCUGAAACAGUUUCUAUAUAAGCCUAAGGAACUCCCUGCUCCACCUGCCAAGGACGUUAACCUUGCAGACGCUGGCUCAGCUCAAGCCCUUCAACCAGUUCAGGCUGCAGAGCUUCCGGUUGAUCAUAUCUACGUUGACGUGGAACAUAGUGCCCCGGUGCUAGCUGUACCUGAGCCCGAGCCAGUAGCACCACCUGCUCCAUCAGCGCCAUCUCUGCCAGCACCUUCUCCAAAACCUGUGUUUCCUCCUACCCCUGAACCUGCUAAGGAUGGGAAGCAAAAAGACUUGAGAAAAUCAUCUCGGCGUUCCACCAAAAGAAAAAAGAGAACCAUUGCAGAUGAAUCCGCUGAAAAUGUUAUUGACUGGUGGUCAAAGUAUUAUGCUUCUGUGCAAAAAGUCCAAAAGGCAAAAGUACUCGAUUUCGGUGAUGGAAAGCCAGGAAAUACAGCACAGACUGGUGGCCAUGUAACGUUAAGCAUUGAAGAUGAACCAGACAGAAAGAAGAAAGAUAAACUGGUCAAGAAGAAAGUGAAAGAAGCUUCCCCCAAACUAGCAACGCUGGAGAUUUAUGAUGGAGAUCUGGAGAGUGAAUUUAACAACUUUGAAGACUGGGUGAAAACCUUCGAACUCUUCCGAGGCAAGUCUAAUGAUGAAGAUCACGGGGACUAUGAUGAAAGGAUAAUAGGGAAGUUUAAGGGCUGUUUCUGCCUAUACAAAAAUCCAGACGACUGCUGCUCUGGAGAAGGCCAGCCAAAGAUUCUUCAGGGAAUACCCCCAAAUCACUCUGUGAAAGUCCUCAUCAGAGUAUACGUUGUGGCAGCAUUUAAUCUUAGUCCAGCUGAUCCAGAUGGUAAAUCGGACCCUUAUAUUGUACUUAAACUGGGAAACACAGAAAUUAAAGACCGAGAGAAGUACAUUCCUAAGCAGCUAAACCCAGUUUUCGGAAGGUCCUUUGAACUUCAGGCAACUUUCCCCAAGGAAUCCCUGCUUUCAGUCUUGAUCUACGACUAUGACAUGAUUGGUUCAGAUGACCUAAUUGGAGAAACGAAAAUUGAUUUGGAAAACCGUUUCUACAGCAGGCACCGAGCCAACUGCGGGUUGCAAAGCCAAUAUGAAAUUGAAGGAUACAAUGCUUGGCGAGAUGCCACCAAGCCAACUGAGAUCCUAACCAAGCUGUGCAAGGACAACAGACUGAACGGGCCCUACAUGCAACCUGGGAAGAUUCAAAUAGGGGACAAAGUCUUUACAGGGCAGACAGUCUUCCAGGAAGAUGAGAACGAAGAACCUGUUGAAUCAUAUGAACACCUCGCACUAAAGGUUUUACGCUCCUGGAAUGAAAUCCCCGGGGUUGGUUGUAAGCUGGUGCCUGAACAUAUUGAGACUCGGCCUAUCUAUCACAAGGAUAAGCCUGGCAUGGAGCAGGGUCGUGUGCAGAUGUGGGUGGACAUGUUUCCUAAGGAUAUGCCUCUCCCAGGACCUCCGGUUGACAUCUCACCUAGAAAACCUAAAGGUUAUGAAUUAAGAGUUAUCAUCUGGAAUACAGAAGAUGUCAUUUUAGAGGACGAGAAUAUCUUUACAGGACAGAAAUCUAGUGACAUCUAUGUGAAAGGGUGGCUGAAAGGCUUGGAAGAUGACCGCCAGGAGACGGAUGUGCAUUACAACUCUUUGACUGGAGAAGGGAACUUCAACUGGCGUUUUGUCUUUCCAUUCCAUUAUCUCCCGGCUGAGAAACACAUGGUUGUCAGUAAGAGAGAGAACAUAUUUUCCUUGGACAAGACAGAGCGCAAAAUACCGGCAGAAUUGGUGCUUCAGGUCUGGGACUUCGAAAGGCUUUCUUCUGAUGAUUUCUUGGGCUCCCUUGAAAUGAACCUGAACGGCUUCCCCCGAGCUGCCAAGUCCGCCAAGCGCUGUGACAUAAGCAUGGUAACUGAAACAAGUGAGGAGAACAAGAUUUCCAUAUUUCAGCAGAAGCGCGUCCGCGGCUGGUGGCCGUUCAUCAAAGCCGGUGAACUCACGGGCAAAGUAGAAGCAGAAUUUCAUCUGGUCACGGCAGAGGAAGCAGAGAAGAACCCAGUAGGCAAGGCUCGGAAGGAACCAGAACCUUUGGAAAAGCCAAACCGGCCUGACACCUCCUUCUCCUGGUUUGUCAAUCCUUUCAAGUGCUUGUAUCAUCUCAUCUGGAGAAAUUACAAGAAGUACAUCAUCAUUGGACUGAUUCUGAUUAUCCUGAUCAUAUUCCUAGUGCUUUUCAUCUACACUCUACCUGGAGCCAUCAGUCGCAGGAUUGUGGUGGGGUCAACUUAG
Gekko japonicus is the source of this 5532-nucleotide messenger RNA. It is a transcript of the gene FER1L6, whose product is annotated as fer-1 like family member 6. The record is from RefSeq and is a predicted model, not a curated record. Gene Ontology annotation, biological process: plasma membrane organization. The transcript has 41 exons. The coding region runs from base 1 to 5532 and encodes 1843 amino acids. NCBI's taxonomy places the organism in Eukaryota, Metazoa, Chordata, Lepidosauria, Squamata, Gekkonidae.